This is a messenger RNA of Anguilla rostrata (American eel), 1905 nucleotides long. It is a transcript of the gene ttpa, whose product is annotated as tocopherol (alpha) transfer protein. The transcript has 5 exons. The record is from RefSeq and is a predicted model, not a curated record. Gene Ontology annotation, molecular function: phosphatidylinositol bisphosphate binding; lipid transfer activity; vitamin E binding. Bases 148 to 1002 code for a protein of 284 amino acids. Gene Ontology annotation, cellular component: membrane; late endosome. Lineage: Eukaryota; Metazoa; Chordata; Actinopteri; Anguilliformes; Anguillidae. Gene Ontology annotation, biological process: vitamin E metabolic process; vitamin transport.
GGAACACCAGAUCGUUUGGGGGUGUAGGCUAACCGUAUGAAUUGAUCUGGGCAGUCGGCUGCUGUCCGUGUGUAGGCUAUAGUUCAUACCGCGCCUUAAGGACAUACGAGUUGUACAUUUUGACUUGAAACUUCAUCCGGUUCCGACAUGAAGUCUGGAGAGGAGGCUGACCAUUUUGGAGAGUUGAACGACUUGCCCAACGACUCUCACUUUCUGAAACCUUACAUAUUAAAACUGAGGCAAAAAGUGGAACAAGAAGACGCACUACGCGAACACCUACAUCUAUCGGACAAUUGUUUAAUCAGGUUUCUUAGAGCCAGAGAUUUUGAUGUUGAUUUGUCGCUUAAGCUACUGAUUAACUACCACCGCUGGAGGAGAGAAUGUCCGGAAAUCAGUGGUAAUCUAAACUCAUCCUCAGUCCUCGGCCUCCUCCAAAACAACUACCACGGAGUGCUCAAGUCGCGAGACGCAAGUGGCAGCAGAGUACUGGUAUACAGGAUCGGUCAGUGGAAUCCAAAGGAGUUCACGGCCUAUGAGGUUUUCCGUGUGAGUCUCAUAACCUCGGAACUGAUCUCUCAGGAAACAGACACCCAGAGGAAUGGGGUCAAGGCCAUAUUCGACCUACAGGGCUGGUGUUUCUCUCACGCCCUCCAAAUCACCCCAUCCCUGGCCAAAAAGAUCUCAGCAGUGCUCACGGACUCCUUCCCGUUGAAGGUGCGGGGCAUCCACCUGCUGAACGAGCCUCUGCUCUUCCGCCCGGUCUUCACCAUGAUCCGCCCCUUUCUGCCCGACAAGAUCAAGCAGAGGGUCCACAUGCACGGCAGCUCCUUCCUCUGCAGCCUGUGCCAGCACUUUGCCCACAGUACCCUUCCGCCGGAGUACGGGGGCACCGGACCCGGCCUGGAGGAGGUGUGCCAGGACUGGACCAGCUUCAUCGUGCAGUCGGAGGAACAGCUGGCCCAGCUGUCCGCCACAGGGGCUCUCUCAACCCCCUUGCACUGACCCCACAAUGACACCCUCCCGUUGCCUUUGUGACAUCAGCAUCACCCGGUAAUCCCUGACCUUGUGCACUGGUGAGGGCUGGUAGUUAAGGGACAGGAACGGCAGGCCUGGACCUGCUGCAGGUUCGAAUGCUUUGUGUUGUGCUCUUGAACAUGGUGCCUGAAUUUUGUUUACAUUCAGAUGUGUGUGUGUACAUUAUGUAUGUACAUUAGAAUAGGUCAACGAUGCCUCAUAAACAAAUGGAUGUAAUAUGACAUCCGUAAAGAGAGUGGGACCAGAGUUAGACAGACAGCUUUUUCACACAUACAGUAUAAAUACACGGGAUGUACAUCAUAAUUGUGUUUACCAUGUCAUACCAUGUCUUGUUCUAAAAGUUAUUCCUGUUGUUUUGCCUGAGAUAAUGUUCCCUCUAUUGAAAGCAUAUGAAGUGGUCAAAUGAAAUUUGAAAAUUAUCUUAAUUGUACAAGAUUUGUUUGCUUUCAACAUUUUAGUUUGAAAGACUUCUCCAUAGUUAAGUUUUAUGAAGAAAUACCCAAUCUAAUAUGUAAUAUAUUUCCUAUGUAUUUUUCCUGAUAUAGAGUAUUGAUUUUUAAAAAAUAAAUACAAGCAGAAGACUAUCAUGAUUCUUAGGUGCCCAGUCCUUAAUGCUCUAUACAAAUAGGACCACCUUUUUAAAAUCUGUCACAGACACUAUAAAUAAUGCUCAAUAAUGCAUAUAUUUUAUGCUUAAUGUACUGUAAUUGCUGAAAGCUCAAGUUUAAAGUGAGGAGACUCACUCAGGAAUGUGUUUUUGUCUGUGCGCUGGACUUACUGUUUCUAAUGAAUUUCAGUGGGGUGAAAAGGUUAAUCAUGCAUCCCCAUUGAGUAACAUUUAAAUAAAUGUAACACAAUGCUGAAAUGUGA